This is a messenger RNA of Pogona vitticeps (central bearded dragon), 1181 nucleotides long. The record is from RefSeq and is a predicted model, not a curated record. NCBI's taxonomy places the organism in Eukaryota, Metazoa, Chordata, Lepidosauria, Squamata, Agamidae.
AGAAUCCAUUUCCUGAAAACUGUUGCAACAUUCACAAAGAGAGAAACUAGCAGUUCCUUAAGACAGAGUCUGUGGCAUCAAGCUGCAAUCAACCAUGACUAUGAGGAGCUUGCUCUCUGACAACAGCCGCUACAUUGAAUCUUUUCAUGUGUUUCUGAAGAAUUCGACAGAGCACCAGUGCAUGCUGGAAUUCAUUCAGAAGACGUUGCCAGGCAUUAUAUCAAGUAUAGGUGAUGGGAAAUCUCCAUUAAAUGUUUUAAGUAUUGGUGGUGGUUCAGGAGAAAUAGAUCUACAAAUUCUCAAGCAAAUUCGGGCCACAUAUCCUACAGCUGCCAUUCAUAACGAAGUGAUAGAACCAAAUGGGGAACAAAUAAGGUGCUACCAAGAACAUGUGGCGAAGACAUCGGGUCUUGAGAACAUAACGUUUACUUGGCACCAGGAGACUUCGCUGGAGUAUGAAAGUCGAAUGAAGGCAAGCAAAGAGAUGAAGAAAUUGAACUUCAUCCACAUGAUCCAGAUGCUGUAUUAUGUGAAAGACGUUCCAGCAACCAUUGGAUUCUUUCACAGCCUUUUAGAACCUGGUGCCAAAAUCCUCAUUAUGAUUCUUUCAGGAAACAGUGGCUGGGCCAGGCUUUGGAAGAAAUAUGGUCCACGUUUACGUCUGAAUGCUCUUUGCUUGUUCAUUUUAGCUCCUGACAUAGAAGAGAUUCUGAACGAGGCAGGACUGAAGUACCAGUCCUAUGAGCUUCCAUCACAUAUGGACAUAACUGAUUGUUUUACUGAGGGAAACAAAAAUGGGGAGCUGUUGCUUGAUUUUUUGACCGAAACUUGUAACUUUAGUAAAACUGCCCCUCUUGACCUAAAAGCUGAAAUUGUUGAGGACCUUAAAAAGCCUGAAUACAGUGAAAUGAGAGGAGACAGGUAUUUUUUUAACAACACACUGACUGCAAUUGUGAUCCAAUCCUAGGAGAUAUUGGAGACAGCCGGGGAGGGGGGGAAUGAAUUUUUGAAUCAUAUAUUAAAUAUCUGAAUUGUUAAGUACCUGAGAUUCAGGACAAAUGUACAUCCUCAAGUUAUAACUAGUAGUGACUGCUGUUUUGAGUGCUGAACAUUAUUGUUAUGUAUACCUAAUACUACAUGCUAAUAGAGUAAAGCACACCUGGCUGAGUUGCAUAUCAUUA